CAUCCUCCUUCCUCUUUCAUUCAUAAACCAAGCCGACACAUUUUAAGCCACCCAUGAAAUCAUCUCAAACAUUACUACUACUACUACUACUUCUUCCUCUCUAAGACCUGUUUGUGCCACCAGAGAAGCUCUUUCUUCCUUUCUCUCUCUCUCUCUCUCUCUCUCUUUGAAGAUCAGACACACACAGCUCUUCUAUUUCCUUCCAUGGACACUGCUCAUCAAUGGCCACAGGAGAUUGGUCUAGUGAAACCCAUGGAGGAGAUGGUCUCUAAUACAUGUUCAAGGCCUACUAUGUUAGAGAGAAGGGCAAGGCCUCAAAAAGAACAAGCUCUGAAUUGUCCAAGAUGCAAUUCAACAAACACAAAGUUUUGUUACUACAACAACUACAGUCUCACUCAGCCAAGAUAUUUCUGUAAGACUUGUAGAAGGUAUUGGACUGAAGGUGGGUCUCUUAGAAACGUUCCUGUUGGAGGAGGUUCAAGGAAGAACAAGAGAUCUUCAACAUCUUCUUCUACUAUUACUUCAACUUCAUCAAAAAAGCUUCCUGAUCUCACUCCAUCUACUACUUCCUCUUCUCAAAACCCUAAGAUCUUUAAAGGCCAAGACCUGAACUUGGCUUUCCCAGCCACACAUGAAUUCAGUACUGUCUCUGAAUUUAUUGAAUUACCAAACAUUGAAAACAGAAACAACAACAAUAGCAACAGUAACAACCCUUGUUCAUCUUCUUCAUCUUCUCUUUCAACAUUAGGGUUGUUGAGGAGUGGGAUUACUCCAAGGGGUUUGAAUUCCUUCAUGCCGAUGCCGAAUUCGGACUCAAAUUCGGUUUAUCCAUCUGGGUUUGGACAGUUGCAGGAUUUUAAACCAACUCUUAAUUUUUCUCUUGAUGGACUUGGAGUUGGAGCUGGUGGGCAUGGGAGUCUACCUGUGGUUCAUCAUCAGGAGAGCAGUGGAAGGCAUUUAUUUCCUUUUGAGGAUUUAAGACAGGUUUCAAGCACCAUUGAAUUUGAUCAGAAUAGAGGACAAGGGGAUUCAAAUGGCUAUUGGAAUGGAAUGUUGGGUGGUGGAUCUUGGUAAAGAAGAAGAAGAAGAAGAUCAAGUAAAAGUACAACAAGAAGAAAAUAUUGGGCUUUUUUUUUUUCUUCUUCUUUUCU
Telopea speciosissima is the source of this 1151-nucleotide messenger RNA. RefSeq names its product dof zinc finger protein DOF4.6-like. Gene Ontology annotation, biological process: regulation of DNA-templated transcription. Gene Ontology annotation, molecular function: DNA-binding transcription factor activity; DNA binding. The record is from RefSeq and is a predicted model, not a curated record. The transcript is spliced from 2 exons. NCBI's taxonomy places the organism in Eukaryota, Viridiplantae, Streptophyta, Magnoliopsida, Proteales, Proteaceae. Bases 205 to 1074 code for a protein of 289 amino acids.